CAAUAGAAGCAGAGAAGGCUACAGGCCUCGUGUUGGCUUUGCCACCGUCCUUCUCUCAUCCGUCGAUAGAACAGAUUCGCGAUGGCAUUUGAGACUGCAACCUAGCGGGCUGACUAGAUUUAAGUUGUAUUGGGAUCUACUUCCUCUUCUUCAUCAUAGAAAUUCUUAAAAUCUAGUAUCUGAUUUAGUAGAAGUAACUACAGCUACAACGUAUUUGUUGAAGCUCCUUCAUUGAAGGUAGGUACUAAAAAUGUAGGUACUAGCACCCCUGAGACGUAGGCACCACCUAUGCUGAUUCACCCGUUAGGGGAUUCCAAGCGGGACGUCUCAUGCUUUUUGCCACUGUGGAUGUUCACAAAACCAUCCCUCAAUUCCAUUGCUGCCUGUGAAAUUUAUCGUCCCAUCACUGGGUAUUGGUAAUUUAGAUAGCCUACUUAAAUCUUCUUCACAUUCACUCAAUAACUAGAAUAUCUGGCUUCAGUUGUGCUACAUGUGACCUCACCUGCCCCAUCUACUACACGUGCUGUGGGCUGUAACUGUAAUUCAUUGCGAGGAAGACCUUUUUCUUGAAUGAUGCAAAUAUUCACCUGUUCGUUAGCUAUCUUCACUUCUCAUGUGAUGGCUUAAUCCAUCCUCGUUCUGGAUGACACGGCUACCGGAAAAUGUGCUGCCAUGAACAAAGGCAGCCGGGAAACUAUUAGGGGGACCCCACUGGAGCCCCACUAGGUUGCCAGGCUCGGGGCAUGGGGCUUGCAACCGGGGCCGCGGAAUGUAAUUGGCCUCCUGUGGGAUCCCCUCCGGCAUCCCCGUUACCUUUGCAGGAGUGGAAAGGCCGGGAAUCUAGUGGAUGUUUUGGUCUAUAAGACAAGGCGAGAAGGAAAAGGGAGAAAAUGAAAAACUAAACUUAUUGAUACUCGCUUCGCGAUAUAAGACAAGGCCCCCGCGGAUUUCCUCGGCGGCCCCUAUAGAGGGCGGCGCUGCCGUUAAGGAGGUCUCACUGAAGGCCCGCGAGGUGUUGCGGCUCCGGUCGCGGGCCUCAUGCUGCAAGCCUGGCAGCCGGUCCGCGAUAAGUCGACGACUUACGCGGGCCGCCGUCCGUCUGCCUUCUCCCCCGAGGUCCGGGAUAUUUGAAAACUUCCCGGGGAGAACUUUCAAGAAAGCGGGGCCUUUGGAGCAAACGACCACGAGCCCGCACCCUCGGGCUCGGCCUCGGGCCUCAUGGUCCAAGCCUGGCAGCCGGUCCGCGGUACGUCGACGACUUACGCGGACCGCCGUCCGCCUGCCUUCUCCCCCAAAGUCCGGGGUGUUUGAAGACCUUCCCAAGAGGACUCUGAGAGGGGCGGGGCACGUAGAAGAAAGAGCCACGCGUCCGCGCCCUCGGGCUUGGCUUCGGGCGUCAUGCUCCAAGCCCGGCAGCCGGUCCGCGAUGUUCGUCGCCGCUGCGCUGCAGCGACCGAGAGAUCCGCGACUUUCUGCAACUUCCACAGCGAAAGCCCCCGUAGACCGCUAUCGAGGAAAAUAUAGCCCCUACACCCUCCCCCCACUACACCCUCCCCCCACUACACCCUCCCCCCACUACACCCUCCCCCCUCCCGAUGGCCUCAUAGAUUUUGCGGCCGCGGUGUGCGGCCUCGUGCUCCCCGCCUGGCAGCCGGUCCGCGAUAAGUCGAUAACCUUCGCGGGCCACCGCCUGCCCGCCUGCCUUCUCCUCCGCUGAAGGCCAGGACUUUGGGGGACUUUGCUGGACGAAGUCGCAGAAAGCCGAGGCCCCGGAGCAAAGGGCGCCGAGUCCGCACCCUCGGUCUCGGCUGCGGGCCUCAUGCUCCAGGCUUACCAGUACCAACUUGAUAGGGAGGGACCGCACUUCCCUUGUCGUGUCUUAAGACUAGUGCAGGCGACUCUUCUAAGAGUAGGGAAGGCAGACUCCGGGAGGGGUUCUGCGUCGUGAAAGGUAGCCCGCUCGGGCUCCCUGCGGUCUCCUCUUUGGAGUGGUCUCCCAAAUUGAAUAGACCCCUCGACCGCGUACCGCUUCCCCGGGCGCAAGGCCAUGUUUGCGGAAAAUGCGGAAGCUGAAGCCUUCUGGUUUUCCUCUAAAGAUGGCCUUGCGCCCGGGGAAGCGGUACACAGUGGAGGGACCUACCCAAUUUCGGGAACCACUCCAAGAAGGAACGGGCGAACCGCGCCACACAUUGCCACCCGCAAACACCGUGAGCCGCGGCCCCCCACGAAUCCCCCGGCGCAUUCCGCUGCUGCUCGUGGUUGCGUCUUGGAUUCUUGGGGGGCGUGGGUGAGGCUGCCCCGCUUAACGCUAGCACCGUCGACCCCUCUUAAGACUAGGGGAGCAGUGUCCCUAUUGAGUUGGCACGGGCGAGCAGCCGGUCCGCGACGAGUCGAUAAUUUGAGCGGACCGCCGUCCGCCUGCCUUCUCCACAGAAGGCCCGGACCUUUGAAGACUUUGCCGUAAGAACGCGCAGAGAAGCGGCUUGUGAGAGCAAAGGGACACGGGCCCGAGCCUGGCAGCCGGUCUGCGUUGGGUGGAUAACUUACGCGGGCGGCCGUCCGUCCGCCUGCGCUCUCCUCCCCCGAUGGCCCGGACUUUGGAAGACUUUGCUGGAAGGAGUCGCAGGGGGUCAGCUUGAGAGAGAAGGGCCACGAGUCCACACCCUCGGGCCCAGCUUCGGGCCUCAUGCUCCUAGCCUUGCAGCCGGUCCGCGACAGGUCGAGAACGCACGCGGACCGCCGCCCGCCUGCCCUCUCCCCCGGGGGCCCGGACUUCUGCAGACUUUUCCGGAAGCACUCGCAAAAGAGCGGGGACUUUGAGCAAGGGGCCACGAGCCCGCGCCCCCGGGCCCGGCUUCGGCCUCGUGCUCCAAGCUUGGCAGCCGGUCCGCGCUAAGUCGAUAGCCUACGCGGGCCGCCGCGGCUUGCCUUCUCCCGAGGCAGCCCGUAUGCUUGAAGACUUUGCCGGAAGAAGUCACAGAAAGUCGGGGUCCCUUUCGCCGUUCGUUGCAUGCCACCGCUUCACUUUAGGCUCGUGGCGGAAGCGAUUGGUGGGAAAGGGCGGCCUGACUCAGCUACCCGGACUGAGGUUCCCUGACUGAAAUGAGCGGGCUAGGCUAUGCCGUUUAAGAGUACACUAGCCAAGCUGAACUAAGUGACCGAGCGAAACCAACCAGACGAGAACCACUCCACCUACGACUGCGCCCGCGCGGCUCCCCUAACUACCCGAACUGACGGACCUGUCUCCGCCAACCGAAGAGUGUACGCAACUAAAAAAGCUAAACGAGCUGCCGCUAAAGCUAAGAGAACUCCCAGACCGACGCGAACCGCUGAAACGAACGGGGCGCCCAGAGGGGCCGAGGUUCUCCAUUCGAACUAAGCUCACCAGCCUCAACACUCCAGAGUCCAUCGGCCCAGCCCAGUCGAGGGAGCUGACCAAGACGCACCCCCCUGACGCCAACGCGCCCAGCCCAACUAAUAUACACCCGUCCCUGUGAAAAGAACCGAAGGUGGCGAUCGUCGUCCCGAGUUAUCAGGCGACGCAGAUUUCUCGUACUGCAGUCGAUUUGCUGUGUUCGAAUGCGUGAGCAUGACCCGCCAUCUAGCACAAGCAUUCCCAUUUUAGUUAUGGAAGUGCACCUGGCGGGGCACCCACUUGUCAUAAAGAUGGAGGUCCAACUCGUGCUGCAACAAAGUCCCUCCGCGAGAUGAAGAACUUCCACAGCCGCAGAGAUCACAGCGUUCUCUUUGUCAGGUCAGUGACUGUUUACUUGUGGAUAAAUGGAUGGUUCUGCGAACCCGCGUGAGUUCGUCUACGAAUUGUCGCGCCUCUUUUUUCUCUUCAUUCCUAGGCUCGGGUCGCGUCCCCGAUUCAAGUUCAAAUAGGUAAAUCCAUUGAAU
This is a messenger RNA of Amoebophrya sp. A25, 3900 nucleotides long. Lineage: Eukaryota; Dinophyceae; Syndiniales; Amoebophryaceae. The record is from the annotation of a GenBank genome assembly.